Molecule: messenger RNA, 4943 nt
Organism: Ictalurus punctatus (channel catfish)
Lineage: Eukaryota; Metazoa; Chordata; Actinopteri; Siluriformes; Ictaluridae
Gene: vgll4b
Product: vestigial-like family member 4b
Exons: 5
Coding region: 314-1120 (268 amino acids)
Biological process (GO): negative regulation of DNA-templated transcription
Molecular function (GO): transcription coactivator binding
Source: RefSeq, a predicted model, not a curated record
GAGAGCAGAGCGUACGCGCGCGCGCCCGCUUCAGUGAGUGCAGUUGACUUACAGCGGGGCUGUGAGGAGAACUGACGCGGUCCGCUCCUUUUUAUUUUUUCGUCCCCAAACAAUUCAUUUCAAGUGCUUUUUAAACUUUUCUUUCUGUUCUUUCGACAGUCGUGUGAAUAGCUCGUGUUAAAGUUUUCGACCCUCGACGGGUUGAAGUUACAUUUGCGAGGAGUUUUUAAAGGCUGGGCCUUUUUUUUUUCUUUUUCUGUAGCUCGGUUGGAGAACGACUUUGCCGUUUUUUCCCCCCCCGUUGGUUUGAUAAAUGCUAUUUACCAAGAUGGACCUGUUGAACUAUCAGUACUUGGACAAAAUGAACAACAACAUUGGCAUUUUAUGCUACGACGGUGAAGCAGCGCUGCGUGGCGAGUCCAGAAUGCAGCCCAUGUCUUCUACAGUCAAUAACCACAGGACAGCUCCUCCUCCCAUCAGCCCCAGCAAGAGGAAACACAGCAUCGAACUGAACGACGACAGCAUGGACCCCAACAGCGAGCAUGUGGCCAAGAUGAGUCGCCUGUUCGCUACACACCUAGGAAAGCCCACAAAUGGCGAUUACCGCAGGGAGCCUCGUGAACGGAGCCGCAGCCCCAUCGAGCGCCUGCACCUUUACACACACAUGCCGAACCUGGCCAUGGAGCAGCCGCUCGCACUGACCAAAAACAGCGCCAAGAUCCCCAACUCGCAGAGCGCCAGCCCCAUUGAGCGCCAGCAGAAUCGACCCUCGGUGAUCACGUGCGCCCCUGCGAACAACCGUAACUGUAACCUCUCUCACUGCACUGUGUCCCACAACGGCUGCUCGCCCUCAAGCUACAGGAGACCUUCUAACUCGAACACGGCAUGUGACCCCGUGAUCGAGGAGCAUUUCCGCCGCAGUCUGGGGAAAAACUACAGAGAGCCGGAGCCGGUCACCAACUCCGUGUCUAUCACCGGAUCGGUGGAUGAUCACUUCACCAAGGCUCUGGGAGAGACCUGGCUCCAAAUCAAAGCUAAGGGAGGCUCCACCGGAAGCCCUGACUCCUCACCUAACACUCACAUGGUCAACAUCAAUCACUCGUCAUCCCUAGUUUCCUGAAACAGAGGACCAGCUGUGCACCCCGCUCUCCUUCCAAACCGCUUCACUCUCAAAGCGACUGUGCAUGAUUCAGCUCCGCUCCCGGCAGCACUAGCAUAUAGCCGUGUACAUAAACUGACACGUUUCUUUUGGUUUUGUUUUCUUUCUUUCUUUUACAUUUAAAUUUUUUUUAUAUAUAUAUAUAUGUUCAGCUUGGAGGCCCACAACAAAAGAAUGAAUACGCAGGAUGUGAUUUUGGUUUAGAGCAGGGUCAGCUAGCAUCCUAACCACCUGCCUCAGAUACCAAAGAAACCUCUGAUGUGAACUCUUUGCCCAAUUUAUAUUUCUUCACACCUGCUCAACUCGGUCUUUUCUCCGGUUGUCUUGCACCACACUUUACACCUGUAACGUUCUCUCAGCUUGUGGGAGUUUUACAUAGGCAAGCUUGUGAAAGUACACUUGUACAGGAGGCAAGAAGUGAGAUGCCAUGAGGGUGUUUAUUUUAUUUUUAAGUGAGUACAGUUCAGCAUGGAAGUGUUUGGUUUUCUAUGUUGUUGUGGUUUUUUUUUUUUUUAAAUAUAUAUAUACAUCAAGACAGAGUUGAUGAUCCUGAGAAGAUGUUCGUUUAGUAAAACUCCCACCAGCUCCUCCCUCCCAUGCCGCCCUGUUUUCGUAUGUAGAUCCUUGACAGAAAGUCUUUUGCACUAUUAAGGCCAUAAAUAAAGUGUUGGAGACUCGUUUCUUGGCCAAAGGGUUUUACAGCUGACACGAUGGCUGGGUGAUGUUUUAUGUGAUUAAUAAGAGCUGUGUCGGGGGUGGGGGGGAACGGGUGGAGCGUCGAUCUUUUUGGUCUCAUCUGUGGUGGAUGCUUACAACUGGACUGUGUCGAGUUAAAUCUUGGGCAUUUUUGUCUUGUCCCCCCCCCCCAAGCACUGUGGUUUCAGUAGAGUAGAUAAGGUUUUGAGGGUAAACUAUUGCUUACCGGUGCAUGAUUUAUGGUUUUUCUUAAUAGCUGGUAUCUAUUAUUGUGUAGACAUUUCAUUCGUAAUACUAUACUAGUAGCCUUUUCCUCAGAUUGUAGUUUAUUUUUGUCAGUAACAAUCCUAGAUAAACUUACUGCUGGUACAGUUGUACUCCAUAUUAUUAUUUUUUAUUCAGUAUACAUUUUGGUAAAAGCCAGAUACAGAGGACAGCCUCCGGACAGGCCAUCUAUAUAUGAACAGUUUAUGAUAUUAAUCCGUGGUACAGGAUGCUGUUUUUUUUUGUUGUUGUUGUUUUGUUUUGUUUUUUUGCGUGACUGAAACAUUCACAGCUACAGUCAGGUCAGCUGAGAGUUGACAAUCUGCCGAAAAUAUCGAGAGCGAAGGUUUUGUUUUGGCUGCAGCUAUUAGUCUGUUUUAUCCUUUAUGUUUAAAAAACAAAAAAACAACAAAAAAAAACACCCAGCCUGUACCAAGGUGAAAGACAUUCCUCCCAUAGGGAACUUAGUACAGGUCUCGCUUUCAGCUCUCAUUCUCAGCAAAGCUACUAAUUAGUAGAAAGCUGAUUCUCAGACCGAGGCGUCGCUCAUCUUAAGCUUGUCCUUACAUUCCGUCAAAAAAAAUCUCAGCAAAACCAUUUGACAUGAACAAAUUCGGAGAGCUACCGGACUGGCAUCAUUACUGAUCUCAAAAUAUCACAUUUAGUUUAAAAACAAACAAACAAACAAAAAAAACCCAACUCUACAUAUAAGACUGUUUGUACAUAUAUGUGAGAAAAUGGUCAUACCCUGCUUCAGGCCGUCGCCAUGUCCUCUUUGUGCAUGGACAGCGAAGAGGGAAAGACACAAAGUGUACCAAGGACAAUAUCCACACAUUUCACUACCAUUUUACUAGGUAGGAAACUCACUUUCUCUUCUUGACACACGUUUACCUUACACGCUGUAGGUAAAUCACAUAACAAAAAAGAAAAAAAAUAUAUAGGUAACUAUAAGACCAUCGUUACGCUGUGCGUAAUGAAUGUACAGAGAAAAAAAAUCGUAGGUAUUUUUUGAGGAACAAUUAAUUUGUUAAUGAUGAGUAGCUAUUUAAUUUGUUUUCCCUGUCCUUUAUUGUAAUCAUGCUUGUUUUUUUUGUUUUGUUUUGUUUUGUUUUUUUAAGAAAAAAGUUGAUCUUUUUCAUUUGUAGACUUAUCUGUUAAAGGUUUAAUAAAGUGCAGGAACACAGUUAUUGUAUGAAAACACUGCGUUAUAGCCACUUGUGUAUUAUUUUCUAAAGGCUACUGAGCAGUCUCGAUCCAGCAUCGAACACGGAGGCUUUUUAGCCGUCUCUGGAAGCAAGCAAACAAAAAUCACUAAUCAUUAAAGGAGCAGUUCCAACGAAAGCGAAAUUCACACCAUUGUCUUCCUUAACCUAAAUGUUGUCCUAAUUUGAGAUCUGAAAUUUGCUUCUUGAGUCUUGCGCUGUAGCUACGAGGCUGACGUCGGGUCCGGGCCGGACUGGGACAUGGUUUCAGGCGGGGCGUCUCACACUCAUCCAGGUCACCCCAUACACCCACAUCAGAUUUUUAAACCACUCUCAACUGUAUUUAUUACACACAGUCUGGCCGUCCCAUACAAACAUAAACAAGCAACCGAGAGGCCGUGAAGCGGUAAUUUAUAUCAGCUUACGUGGGUCUGCCACGCAUUUAACAAACACCAGAAGUACAAAGCAAAUCUCUACCUUUCACUCAUAAAAGUACAUUAAAUUUCAUGUACCUGUCACUUCUGUACCAGGUCUCCUGCUAUGAACAGAACUUUCUCCACAUUGCUGGAAAACGACAACUUUUAAACCUCACUGUAGAUUGUGAGCACGGAAUCGAAAUUUCUUUUAGUUCAAAUUAAAGAAUCGCAUUAUUUUUUUUUUUUUUAAGGGAAGAAAAAAAAACUGCAAAUACCUGAGAUUUAACCAUAUAAUAUUUUAUAGAACUGUAUUAAAGCAUAUGUAACUUCUCUUAUUUUACCCCUACCCGUCAUCUCAGGUUGACCCUGACGAACAGAUUCGUCGUUUAUUAUCGGAUGCCGAAUUCGGAGAACGAACAGAAAAAUCACUUCGGUAUAUCGGACACGCAAUACUAUAAAAUGAUAAUGAUUAAAUCAAUCAAAUAAAAUAUUUAUAUAUAUACACGUGUACAUUUUUAAACAGCAGGGCAGUGGGAAUUCUCCCAGUGCUCCCGACAGCCAGUCCGCCCCCGAUGUGAGUGACGAGAAGCUAAUAGCUGUCAGUUUAGCAUCAGACUCGAAUAAGAUCGGCUCAGGUUUCUGCAGUUUGAAGGAAGACUUGUAGAUUAAAAGUGAUUCGGCUCAGUGUUCCUAUCUGUUUUAUAUCCUUUGGAAUGCAGACUUGUUCUUUAUUGUACCUUAAUGGUGUUACUGAGCCAAAUGUCUGUUGAGGUGAGUGCGGGAUGAUUACGCUAAACUGGAGGCUAUAGUCUUCCUUUACUUGCUGGCUGCAUUAGCCUCGUAGCUCCAGUGAAAAAGUAAAGAAGCAAAUUGAGGACAACAAACACGUCUUGGUUGAAUUUGGGGUACGGAGGAAAUCAAAUUUUCGGUUCGCUUUAAGAGGAACUCGACUCUUGAUUUUACCGUUUUGUGUUUAACUGCCAUUAAAACAGCAAAUCUGAGGAAGAUCACGUGUGCUUCCAGAAGAAUAAACACUAGAAAUGAACAUUUUGAUCCUUCACUGCUAGUGUAUUUCUGAAUGGUUUGUAAAUCUGUAUUAUACUAUUCAUUUUGUGGCCUUGUUUCUCUUUUGAAUAAACCAAUUGGCAGGCCAUUGUUUUGUACUUAAAGUAGCCUUGAUGAACAAUAAAGAGCUCUUAAACUACA